This is a messenger RNA of Ilex paraguariensis (yerba mate), 1203 nucleotides long. NCBI's taxonomy places the organism in Eukaryota, Viridiplantae, Streptophyta, Magnoliopsida, Aquifoliales, Aquifoliaceae. The record is from the annotation of a GenBank genome assembly.
AUGGGAGCGGAAACAGUUGGUGCAAUUUGUGAUGAACUUGCAGUAGAGGAGAAUGCAACGUUACACAAUAUUAAUAAAGAACGUGCAGUGGAAGAUACUGCACCACCCCCAGUCGUCGUGCAAGGUUAUGGAUAUCAACGAGAUCUGAUAAGUCGCAAGUCACUCUUGGAGGUGGUCAAGGAGACUGUAUUAUCCCAUCUUACAAAGAAAUGUCCCUCUCAUGUUCAAGUGAUUGGCCUGCUCUGUAGAACUCCCCAGAAAGAAAGCAGACAUGAAUUACUUAGGCGAGUAGUUGCAGGCGGUGGUGUAUUUAAAAGUGAGAAUGGCACAAAAGUUCAUCUUCCAGGGGCAAAUUUAAAUGAUAUAGCGAACCAGGCUGAUGAUCUAGUCGAGACGAUGGAAUCCCGGCCUGUUGUUCCUGAUCGGAAACUACUUGCGAGGCUUGUUUUGAUCAGAGAAGAAGCUCGUAAUAUGAUGGGAGGUGGAAUACUUGAUGAGAGAAAUGAUCGUGGUUUGAAUACACUCCCUCAAUCAGAGGUCAACUUCUUAACUAAACUUGUUGCUCUGAGGCCAGGGAAAACUGUGCGGGAGAUGAUAACAAAUGUAAUGCAAGGAAAAGAUGAAGGUGCAGACAACUCUAGCAGUGAUGAGGAAAGUACCACUGGAGAAAGGAAGCCAAGUGGAAUUGCUGGAAGGGCUAGCGUCACAGGGCGUAAACCACUACCAGUCCGCCCUGGCAUGUUCCUCGAGACUGUGUCCAAGGUGUUAGGUGGCAUAUAUGCAGGAGACGUCCCUGGCAUCACAGCACAGCAUCUAGAAUGGGUUCAUCAAAAUACACUUCAAAUUCUUCAAGAAAUGGCAUUCUAGUUGCUCCGGCUGCUCUGGUAUGUUGUGUUACCAUUUUUUUUGGCUAUCAUCAUUUAGAUGGACCGACUCCGUGUGAAUGACCAUUUUUGAAAAAUAUAAAUCUGGUAGAGCAUUAAGGAAGUGACGCCGGUCAGGUAUAUUGUAAUUUCAAUAUCAAAAGCAUACCCAACUUUCAUUUCAGACAGUGGGUGUUCUUGCAGCAAACCUUCAAAACUAAUAUGUCCGCAACAACUCUUCCUCAAAAGCUGUUGUCUGAUCUUACUCUAGGAUUAUAACUUAAUAAGUACAUGGGAUGGUUGAAGUGUCGUGUUCCACACCAAUUUUUUUUUAGAUUGG